AUGGAUUUCACUUAUUACCCGACCAAUGUCAUUUAUAACACGCAUUCUCCUAAUCAAAACAAAUGUAUCAAUCCAGAAGCGAAGUCUAUUGCAAAUACAAUUAACGAUGGCGUAGAUUUUAAUAGAUUUAAAGUAUCAUUUAUAAAUCGUUUCCAAGUACCGCCUAAUUUCAUAGGUACUAUCAGUGAUAGGCUCAAAAAUUUUCCACAGCCUCCAGUAUUCUCAGCAAAUCAGAGAAGAAAUCAACAUCCAAUUCCAACUCGAAACAGUCAAGUCCAGCAUGUACGCGCUCCUCCGAUUCCAGAAGGACCUCCUAUAAAUAUAAGUGCACAAGAAGUAGAAAGUCUCCUUAAAGCUAGAUUUAAUUGCACACAUGCUAAAGAUUUUUUAAAGUUUGCUAGAAGUGCAGGAAAUAGAAUAAAUGUAGGAUUCCGCGCAACUAAAAAAGCUGAUACAAUUCAAUGGUUACAAAAUAAUUGGUCACAAAUUAAUCAAGUUUUAGAUGAUUUAGAAGUUUAA
Messenger RNA from Trichomonas vaginalis G3, 519 nucleotides. RefSeq lists its product as uncharacterized. Lineage: Eukaryota; Parabasalia; Trichomonadida; Trichomonadidae. The coding region runs from base 1 to 519 and encodes 172 amino acids. The transcript has a single exon. The record is from RefSeq and is a predicted model, not a curated record.